Stylophora pistillata is the source of this 4188-nucleotide messenger RNA. RefSeq names its product sodium-coupled monocarboxylate transporter 1. Gene Ontology annotation, cellular component: membrane. NCBI's taxonomy places the organism in Eukaryota, Metazoa, Cnidaria, Anthozoa, Scleractinia, Pocilloporidae. The record is from RefSeq and is a predicted model, not a curated record. Gene Ontology annotation, molecular function: symporter activity. Gene Ontology annotation, biological process: transmembrane transport; sodium ion transport.
GUGAUUUUGAACCAUAUCGCGGAGGCUUGCUAAGACUUGCAUCAUGGUGGAGAAAGUACAGUUUGGCAAAGUUGAUUUUGCCGUGUUUGGAAUUAUGUUAUUCCUGUCGACCGCUAUUGGAAUAUAUCAUGCCUUCACCGGUGGAAAGCAGCGAACAACGAAGGAAUUUCUCUUCGCGAAUCGCGGAAUGAUGGCAAUACCAGUAGCCUUGUCUUUGAUCGCAUCAUUCAUGUCAGCUAUCACAAUUCUUGGUGUUCCGGCAGAGAUUUACAUCUUUGGGACACAGUAUUGGCUUAUUAUUGCCUCCUACGUAAUUCUCUUUCCAUCCGUAGCCCUGGUUUUUGUUCCUGUGUUCCGCGCUGUAGAUAUCUCGAGUUCGUACGAGUAUUUAGAAAAGAGAUUUUCAAAUGGAGUGCGUAUUAUUGGCAGUGUCUGUUUUAUAAUCCAAACGUCUCUUUAUAUGGCUAUUGUGGUUUAUGGUCCGGCCAUAGCACUAGAAGCAGUGACUGGAUUUCCAGUUUGGGCAUCCAUCAUAUCCAUCGGAGUUUUCUGUACUUUCUACACAACUAUUGGAGGUAUGAAGGCUGUUAUAUGGAAUGACGUAUUCCAAGCCAUUGUUAUGCUGGGAGGUCUAAUUGCAGUACUGAUUGUUGGCACACAUAAAGUUGGUGGUUUUGGAAAUGUGUUUGAUCGUCUUGAGAAAGGGCAACGCCUCAAGUUUAUUGACUUAAACCCAGAUCCUACACAACGUCUGUCAAUUUGGAGUCUGAUCAUUGGUGGUGCUUUUGGUUUGUUUCCACUCUGGGCUGUCAAUCAAACUGCUGUUCAACGAUUUUUGGCAGCAAAGUCCAACAGAGAAGCAAAAUUGGCUGUUUGGAUAAACCUGCCUCUCAGUGUUUUAGCUGUUAGCCUAUGUGCUCUGUGUGGAUGUGUGAUUUAUGCAUUUUAUGCUGACUGUGAUCCCAUUUCGAAUAAACAGAUAAAGAAGGGUGACCAGAUUCUGCCAUAUUUUGUUAUGCAUGUACUGGGAUCACUGUAUGGAGUUCCAGGUUUAUUCGUGGCUUGCUUAUUUAGUGGAACACUAAGCACGGUGUCUUCUGGUCUUAACUCACUAGCAGCUGUAGUGUUGGAAGACUUCAUCCGACCUUGGACCAGACGUCAACAGAAGGAGUUGUCAGAGACUCGUGCAACCUUGUACUCAAAACUGCUUGCUUUAGCAUUUGGAGGUUUGACCAUUGGCUUGUCUUUCCUUGCUACCAAGCUUGGUGCCAUUUUGCAGACAUUUUACAGCGUGUUUGGAGUAGUUGGUGGUCCUGUUGUAGGAGCAUUUUGUCUUGGAAUGUUCACUCGUCGAGCUCACUCCAGGGGUGUGUACGUUGGAUUGUUACUUGGAUUUAUCAUUGGUUUGUGGAUCGGUAUCGGAGCUAAAGUUUACCCUCCACCCGCCACUAAAGCUCCCCUCUCGACUGAAAAGUGUCAAAUUAUGCCAACGAACAGUACAGUCAUGGUGAACUCAACCAGUUCACCGCUCCCACCAAAGGAAUACGAAGGCCUGGCAUUGUACAGACUGUCUUUUUUGUGGUACAGCGCUGUGUGCUUUGCAGUGACUUAUCUAACUGGACUGAUUGUCAGUGUCUUGUGGCCUGGUGAUCAUAGAAUUGGUGAUGUGGACUCUCGGCUGCUGUUCAAAAUUGGUUACUGCUUACCUGAUUGCGCAUUGAAAAACUCUCAAGAACCACAGGAUGAACAUCAACAGUUAAACCAGGUUGAUAGAAAAACAGCAAAGGAGAAUGGAACGACUUCAAAAUUCGGGGGGGACAUGGAACACGUUGAAGAGGACACAGAGGGUGCAUUACUUAUGACCACAAGGAUGUGACGUAAUCAUCCUACCAUCCGAGUUUGACUGAAGAGUUGGAAGAGUUGAGGGUGGUGGCAGACUGAGUAAUGUUCGUCACGGUUCUGAUAGGCAUGAGUUGCGUGACUUAUGGAUAGAGAAAGUCAUUUCGUGACGCAUCUGGUGAUGAAGCUGUGGAAGGGUCUUUGCGGUCAUUUCUUUUUGGUUUGGUUUAAAGAAAAAUGGAAUAAUUGAUUUUGAAUUUUCAUAUUUAUUUACACUUUUUUCCUGUUUAAAAAAAGCGAUAAAAUGAUGUUAUAUGGUAUUUGUUGUAAAUGAACCUUUUCGUACGUACACAGAUUCUCACUAAUUCGGAUAAAAAAAAAUGUGCGCAUGGGCUAUACAUAUCGAGGAGGCUGUGUAGCGGCUUUCAAUAUCUUGUGUAAGUAAUCUUAGCCGAAGGUAACAUGCGACAUAAAGAACUAUUACGAAUGAUUUGAAAAACUAUAUGUAACAUGAGCCAUUCUGCAAUCACUCGUGUACGUAAAGCUUACUCAAAAAAUACCAUCCUAAGCAAGAGAAGUAAAUAUGAAAACGAACUUAUCUGACAGUAUGCGAACUACAAAUUACAUAAGUGAAAAUUAUACCUUUUUUUUCUCCGGUAAGAUCCACCAAGGUCUAAUUUGCAAGUAUCUUCUUAAACAAUUAUUUCGCGUGCGUAUAAAAUUAGGAAGGUCUGAUUUUAAUGUCCUUUUGACUUGACGCGAAACGAAAAUUGCUUAAUCAUAGUUAAUAAUUAUAGGCUGUGUCUUUCGUGAUCGGUUUAGGUAGAGUUGAGUCCGAUCAAAAAGUGGAGUUGAAAGAAAUCAGGGAGGAGAACAAUGUUGAAGGGAAUGACGAAUGUAGCACUACGCUCUGUGAUUAGUCUGGAAACAUCGCGUCAUCCUCUCAUCCAAUCAUAUGCAAGACUAAAACCAAUCGUGACUUGGUUACUCACGAGAUCCCGCCCUUCAGUUUUCACCUUGAGUUCAGAUUGGUUCUCCGAAAUAUGUUUCUUUGUUCUAAUUGGCUGUAGUGUUUACUCCGAUUUAGUUUCAUGACACCCAUUCAAUAUGUGGUAAAACGGCAGCUAAUCAUAAUUUGGUAGAAAACACAGUGGAAAAAGUCCCGUUUGGUUUUAGUUUUGCGGUUGGGUGAUGAAUCACAGUCCUUGUACAAGUUGUUCCCGCCCCAGUUUUAAGUUAAGUGGUAAUAAAUAUAUUUAGUUAAUCGUUGGCUUGGGAAAGUUCGCUCCCUUCCCCGGAUGGUAAAGCUAAUUAAGUUCGGUGGUGUCCAAUCUGAGAAUAACCACUUAAGCAUGAGAACUUCGUUUGAUCGUUACAGUAAAAUGAAUAUUACCACGGCUAGGUUUUCUAUGCCUGCGUCAAAACUAAGUGUAUUUUUCUUAAAUUAACUCUCAAAUUUUCCAAUGUUGUUGAAAUGCCCUUGUGAAAUUUUCUCGUCACCAGACUUGUUUUGGAUUGUGGUAAUGAGGACCUUUUCUUUUUUUUUCUUUUUUUUUCUUUUUUUUUCUUUUUUUUUUUUACUGAUAUCUAUCGUUCUAAACCAAACUGAAGAACCGAAAAAAAGCUUUCAAUCGUUUGAAUACCCAAGGGAACUAAUAUUUGCUUUUACUGUGAAUGAGAGCUUAGUUUUUUUUUUUUAAUUGAAUUAGGAUUUUUUCGGAAAUUGAGCGUUAACUCAUCCUUUUUUCACGGUUAGGAGAUUCGAACAGAUCGUACGGCUCGUGAGUACAUUAGACGACUCGGAAACCAUCCGUGGUAUUAGACACGAAUGGCUGUUGACAGUUGCUUUGCGGAAGUGUUUUACCCUGCACACACGUCAUUUCCUGUCUCGCAUCUUUGACUUCGUUUUCGAAUCAGAAUCAGGUUGAGACUUGCAAUAGUUCUCAAGGAAACCUUAAUCAUUAUCAUUCAUUUUUCUUUUGAUGUUUUCCUUUGAAUGUUAGUAAAUAUUGAGCGACCAUUGUUUUCCUUCAUUUCAGCAAUUUCGUUUUUCAUUAAGGAUUUCAGGUAUUAAUUAAAAGCCCUUUUGUGUUGGUCAGAGAAGUUGUGCGGUGAUUCCACCAGUAAUUAAGUACACACUUCACUCAGCAGUGAUGACAUGAAUUUAUUUAAUGUACAAUGCAUCAAAGGGAAAUUACAUCUACAUUAUCCUGCUUAAAAUAGACUUUGCAAACUUGCAAAUUUCGCUACUGCCGUACGUGGUUAUAUUUAGAUUGACAGAAAUAUUUUAUUUUACAUGAAUUCUCGUCAAUGCAAGCCAUUAAAACUGAGUUUCAAAACCCGCUUUAA